Molecule: messenger RNA, 3275 nt
Organism: Microdochium trichocladiopsis
Lineage: Eukaryota; Fungi; Ascomycota; Sordariomycetes; Xylariales; Microdochiaceae
Product: DNA mismatch repair protein msh-2
Exons: 2
Coding region: 232-3015 (927 amino acids)
Biological process (GO): mismatch repair; mitotic recombination
Cellular component (GO): nucleus; MutSalpha complex
Molecular function (GO): ATP-dependent DNA damage sensor activity; ATP binding; mismatched DNA binding
Source: RefSeq, a predicted model, not a curated record
CAUUAUUGAAAGUCUCGCCCGCUCCCUGUCAACUACGGAUUCACGACUUGCGAUUUCCACCGACCUUCGUGGGUGAAUGCUGCAUCACGGGAAACUCGCAAUUAUACACUACACCCGCGCGACAACGACCUCCAUUCAUUGUCAAACGACCCAUUUGCUACCCUCGCGGUGCCGCUUUGUCCUUGGUGGGACGUUACACCACAGCCAAUAUCACACAGCCAGACCGUAACAAUGUCUUCAAGACCAGAGUUGAAGGUCGACGACGAGCAUGGCUUCAUCCGCUAUUUCAAAUCCCUUCCCUCAGUCGACUCCGAGACCAUACGGAUCUUCGACCGAGGCGACUGGUACACGGCGCAUGGCGAAGAUGCGAACUUUAUAGCACGCACAGUCUACAAGACGACCUCUGUCGUCAGGCAGCUCGGCCGCAACGAUGCCUCAGGCCUCCCAUCAGUCACAAUGACCGUCACGGUCUUUCGACAAUUCCUGCGCGAAGCCCUUUUCAAGCUUGGGAAACGCAUCGAGAUAUACGCCAGCCCGAGUGGCCGGAUGAAUUGGAAGAUCGCCAAACAGGCGUCCCCCGGCAACCUGCAAGACGUCGAGGACGACUUAGGUGGCCAGCUAGAGACAGCUCCCAUGAUCCUGUCUGUCAAGAUUUUGGCAAAAACGACCGAAGCCCGAAGUGUUGGAGUCUGCUUCGCCGAUGCGAGUGUGCGCGAGCUCGGUGUAAGCGAGUUCCUUGACAACGACCUGUACUCCAAUUUUGAGUCACUCCUCAUUCAGUUGGGAGUGAAAGAGUGCAUACUGCAGUUCGACAAAUCCGAGAACGACAAAGAUCCCGAGCUUGCAAAGCUUCGUCAAAUCAUUGACAAUGUCGGGGUUGCCAUCUCUGAGAGACCAGCUGGUGACUUCGGCACGAAGGACAUUGAGCAGGACCUAGCAAGGCUGCUGAAAGAUGAGCGAUCGGCUACUUUGCUGCCACAGACAGAGCUGAAGCUGGCCAUGGGCUCUGCUGCUGCUCUGAUCAAGUAUCUGGGCAUCAUGCAGGACCCGUCCAACUUUGGCCAGUUCCAGCUCUACCAGCACGACCUAUCGCACUAUAUGAAGCUCGACGCGGCGGCGCUGAAAGCUCUCAAUCUUAUGCCUGGCGCCCGAGAUGGUGCCAAGACGAUGAGUCUGUACGGCCUGCUAAAUCACUGUCGCACGCCCGUUGGUAGCCGUUUAUUGUCACAGUGGUUGAAGCAGCCUCUCAUGGACAAAGCAGAGAUUGAGAAGCGUCAGCAGCUCGUGGAGGCUUUUAUUAACGACACGGAACUCCGACAGACCAUGCAGGAAGAGCACCUCAAAUCGGUGCCAGACCUUUACCGUCUUGCCAACCGCUUCCAGCGCAAGAAAGCAAACCUCGAGGAUGUUGUUAGAGCGUACCAGGUAGUCAUUCGGCUCCCGGGUUUUCUAGGCACGCUCGAGGGCGUCAUGGAUGAGGUGUACAAGGACCCACUCGAAGAGCAAUACACCAAGCGGUUGCGCGACAUGUCCAACAGCCUCGGCAAGCUUGCUGAGAUGGUUGAGACCACUGUUGAUCUCGACGCCCUUGACAACCACGAGUUUAUCAUCAAGCCCGAGUUCGACGAUGGCCUCCGCAUCAUCCGCCGGAAGCUGGACAAGUUGCGACAUGAGAUGGACACGGAGUUUCGCAAUGCGGCCGACGACCUUAAUCAGGAAGAGAACAAGAAAAUCUUCCUCGAGAACCACAAGGUUCAUGGCUGGUGUAUGCGACUCACGAGAACUGAAGCUGGCUGCAUCCGCAACAGCAAGAAAUACCAGGAAUGCUCCACGCAAAAGAAUGGAGUAUAUUUCACGACAAAGCAGCUGCUUGCCUGCCGGCGCGAGUUUGACCAACUGUCUCAGACUUAUAACAGAACGCAGAGUAGUCUAGUCAGCGAGGUCGUCGGUGUCGCUGCAUCAUACUGUCCACUCCUGGAACAGCUCGCUGGCGUGCUGGCACACCUGGACGUCGUCGUCUCGCUGGCCCACUGCUCGGUGCAUGCUCCAACUUCCUACGUCCGACCAAAGAUUCACCCGCGAGGUCAGGGCUCGACCGUGCUCAAGGAAGCAAGACAUCCCUGUCUUGAGAUGCAGGAUGAUAUUCAGUUCAUCACCAAUGAUGUCGAGCUCAAGCGAGGCGAAUCAUCUUUCCUUGUCAUCACAGGACCAAACAUGGGCGGAAAAUCGACUUACAUCCGACAAAUUGGCGUCAUUGCCCUUAUGGCGCAGAUUGGCUGUUUUGUGCCAUGCUCAGAGGCGGAAAUCACCAUCUUCGAUUCCAUACUUGCUCGUGUGGGCGCCAGCGAUUCCCAACUCAAGGGUGUCAGCACUUUUAUGGCUGAGAUGCUCGAGACGGCGAACAUUCUCAAGUCUGCAACGGCCGAGUCGCUCAUCAUCAUCGACGAACUCGGCCGCGGAACGUCGACCUAUGAUGGUUUCGGGCUUGCUUGGGCGAUCUCUGAGCACAUUGUCAAGGAGAUUGGCUGUUCGGCCAUGUUUGCCACACAUUUCCACGAGCUGACAGCACUGGCAGAUCAGUAUCCCCAGGUUAAGAACUUGCACGUCACUGCCCACAUAUCCACCGGCUCUUCUUCCACAUCGUCGACCGCUGAGAAGCGCGAGGUGACAUUGCUGUACAAGGUCGAGCCGGGUAUCUGCGACCAGUCCUUUGGCAUUCAUGUCGCUGAGCUAGUACGCUUUCCGGACAAGGUCGUGCGCAUGGCCAAGCGCAAGGCAGACGAGCUCGAGGACUUCACUGCGAAGCAUGAAGAUGGGCUCGGGCUGCAGCGGUACAGCAAGGAGGAUGUCGAGGAGGGCAGUGCCCGCCUCAAAGAGGUGCUGCUCAAAUGGAAGCAGGAAGUGCAAGGAGGGCAGAUGAGCAAGGAGGAGAUGGUGAAGCGGAUGCGGGAGCUGGUGAAGGCUGACGAGAAGCUUGUCGCAAAUCCGUUCUUCACUGCCGUCAAAGCACUCUGACUUGUAGUUGUGGUGUGUUUUUCUCUGGGCUGUUAUCGAGGAGCUUUGUAGGAGUUUCGGCACGGAACAAAGUCUUUAUGGGGAUCUAGAUGAAGGCGUUUUAAAUGAGCUGGACUUGGCACGAACAUGAAUUGAUGGAGUCUAUCCUACGACUAGAUAGAUCGUUUCCAUGCGACUUCGCUACUAUGUGUUGUUCAUCUUGGCGGUCUCAAUGUCGAUGAUGUAGCUGGUCUUCAAGUCCAUGCAGCCGAAAUCACCAA